ACAAGAACACUGUCAGAGUGAUUACAAACUAAAUUGUAUAAUUUGUUUGGUGCGCGAAUCUUGCAACAGUGACCUCGACAGAUCUCUGAAUGAGAUCAAUAUGAUGAAUUGAAAUUUAGAAAUAUUUUCAUCAAGCACAUGUUUUAAACAUUACAAUUUGUUUAUUUAUAAGUUAGUGAUAAAAUUAACCUUGUGAUACAUAGUUGUCUUCUAAAACUGAGUGAGGUACCAUCGAUUACGGGAGUCCAUUUGAGUCACUAUUAAUAAACAAAUAGGUCUGGUUUUUAAUUGAGGAAGCAAAAUGUCGAAGUUGUUGAAGUACUUGAUAGUUCUGGUGUUGAUAGUUCAUAUGGAAUGCUCAAGUUUCCAAUUAAGUGAUUGUCGCUUGGGCCCAACUGUGUCCAGCCGACAAUGCAAGGGACUAUUUCCGCGUUACUUCUGGAACGAUGACACCCAAGAAUGUGAAGAGGUCAUUUACGGUGGUUGCAGACCAACAAAAAAUAAUUUUUUGACCAUGGAGGAAUGCAUCUCUAUCGCAAAACCCGUCUGUUACAAUUUGUUGAGAUAAAAAGUGUUUAGUUUUAGGUGUGUUACAAUUGCAGUAUUUAUUGUAGUUUAAAAUGUGUAUCCCAAUGUAAUUCGAUAAUAUUGAAUAGAAUUAUUUAUAUUUUAAAGGUACAAUGUUUAUUUGACUUAAUUUUAAUAAAGAUCCAUUUGGAAA
Aethina tumida (small hive beetle) is the source of this 721-nucleotide messenger RNA. Its product is annotated as trypsin inhibitor. Gene Ontology annotation, molecular function: serine-type endopeptidase inhibitor activity. NCBI's taxonomy places the organism in Eukaryota, Metazoa, Arthropoda, Insecta, Coleoptera, Nitidulidae. Bases 302 to 568 code for a protein of 88 amino acids. The record is from RefSeq and is a predicted model, not a curated record. The transcript has 2 exons.